This is a messenger RNA of Lepisosteus oculatus (spotted gar), 5611 nucleotides long. RefSeq names its product phosphatidylinositol-4,5-bisphosphate 3-kinase, catalytic subunit gamma (gene pik3cg). Gene Ontology annotation, biological process: phosphatidylinositol 3-kinase/protein kinase B signal transduction; cell migration; phosphatidylinositol-3-phosphate biosynthetic process. Gene Ontology annotation, molecular function: 1-phosphatidylinositol-4-phosphate 3-kinase activity; 1-phosphatidylinositol-3-kinase activity. Gene Ontology annotation, cellular component: cytoplasm; plasma membrane; phosphatidylinositol 3-kinase complex. NCBI's taxonomy places the organism in Eukaryota, Metazoa, Chordata, Actinopteri, Semionotiformes, Lepisosteidae. The record is from RefSeq and is a predicted model, not a curated record.
CAUUCUUAUCUUCAUUAAUUUACUUCUAAAAGGAAUGAUAUUGAGAGUAUGGGAUACCUUCUUCAACGCAUGGAAGUCAUCAAUGAUAAAACUUUUUGCGUCCUGUACAGCGGUUCAGGGUUGUUAUUCUCUGGUAAGGGACUACAAACAUCCUGGCUUUUCACAAAUGAGAGCGGACGCAGAGCGACCAAUAAGAUCCGAACAUGUUGUUGCAAAUGUUACAAAGAGAAAUGAAACAGGAAUUGAAGGGGAGGGGUGAAGCACGUACGCAGCCACAUUGAAUAAAAAAACACUUGUUCUCAGUUCCAUCAGUAUAAAUGCCGAAUACCAACCUGGCUGCCAGCCGCGCUGUACAGGGUGUCCGUAUUUUACUUGAUGAGAGAUUGGACUGGUUAUGGAACAGCGUGAAGAUGUUGAACUGCCUGUAGUUUUUAGAGACGAGAGUACGAGAAGAAGGAGGAAGAUGAAAGCUUUUACUUCAAAUUCUUUAGUCACAAUGGAUCAAAUAACCAUUGAGUUCGUAUUACCCACUUCCAACAAAUUUAAUAAAACACCAGAGGUCAUCCUUGUUGAUGUUGCAGGGAAUUGCACAGUCGAGCAGGUUAAAACCCAAGUGUGGAUGAAAGCAGUUGCAGCAAACCUGUGUCCUGAGUUUUAUCAGAAGUACUCCCCCGAUCAGUGCAUUCUGCGUUAUCAAAAAAAAGGACACUGGUACGAGAUUUAUGACAAACAUCAGGUAUUUCAGACCUUGGACUGUAUACGCUACUGGAAAGCACUGAAAAAAGAUCAAGGGAGAAUACAUUUGGCUUCCAGACCACAGCCAACUGACAAAUCCCAGCAGUACCAGAGGUACCUGAAUUAUCUGAUUGGGUACGAUGUCACUGAUGUGAGCAAUGUGCACGAUGAUGAGCUUGAAUUCACUCGAAGAAAGUUACUGACCCCACGAAUGAUUGAAUUGGCAGAACGGGACCCAAAGCUUUAUUCAAUGGAUCCUUGGAUCACAUCAAAACCCCUUCCAGAGUACCUUCUUAACAAGAUAAGCAACAAUCAUAUCUUAGUAGUUAUUCACAGGCAUACAUCCAGUCAGACCAUAAAGGUGUCUAUCGAUGACAAACCCCUGCAGAUUCUGCAGAGUUUUUUCACCAAGAUAGCAAAAAAGAGAUCACUGCUUGGUAUCCCAGAAGAGGUUAGUGAGCAGGAUUUUGUCUUGAGGGUCUGUGGCCGAGAAGAGUACAUUUUUGGUAACCAUGCUAUAAAGGACUUUCACUGGGUGAGGCAGUGUCUGAAAAAUGCCGAAGAGAUCCACCUGGUCUUGGAAUCUGCACCAAACCCAGACCAAGACGUUGUUCAUAAGGAGGACUGGUCACUCGUAGAUGAUUGUACAGGGGUCGCUGGCUCUCACGAGCAGCUAACGAUAGUUGAAAAAGACCACGAGAAAGUGUUUACUAUUUCUAUGUGGGACUGCAACAGAAACUUUCGAGUCAAGGUCGUAGGCAUAGAUAUCCCCACCCUCCCGCGUAAUUCUGAGCUGAUUGUGUUUGUGGAAGCCAGUAUUUUCCAUGGGCAGCAGCUUCUAGCUCAAGAUCGAACGUCUUCCAAGCCAUUUACAGAAGAAGUCCUUUGGAAUACCUGGCUGGAGUUUAAUAUCAAGAUUAAGGAUCUGCCCAAAGGGGCUCGGCUAAGCCUCCAAGUGUUCUGUGGGAAAGCUCAAACUCAGACCGGGAAGGCUGGCUUUCAGGAAAGUGUCAACUAUGACUCCAAGUGCAAGAACCGGUUGCUAUACUAUGUCAACCUCUUGCUGAUAGACCACCGUUCACUGCUGAGGCAAGGCGAGUACAUCCUCCACAUGUGGAAGGUGCCAGAGAAGAGCGAAGAUCACAGCAGCAUCAACGCAGACAAGCUCACCUCGGCCACCAACCCUGACAAAGACAACUCCAUGGCUAUAGUCAUCCUGUUGGACAAGUACUGCUACCCCAUUGCUCUGCCGAAAGGUCAAGACUCAGUGGAGACGGAGGGCGAGAGGGGAAGGAGGGAGAUGCCCAACCACCUGCGCAAGCAGUUCGAGGAGAUCGUCGUGACUGACCCCCUGCACCCGCUGAGCCCGGAGGACAAGGAGCUGCUCUGGCAUUUCAAGCAGGAAUGCAUGAGAUUCCCGAGGGCGUACCCCAAGUUUCUCAGCUCGGUGAAGUGGGGGAAACAGGAGGCGGUCUUAGCCACGCACCAGCUGCUUGAAAAGCACGACACCUGGGAUCGCAGUCCCCUGGACGUGGGGCUUGCCAUGCAAAUGCUGGACUGCAACUUCUCUGAUGCCAACGUCCGCACCAUGGCCGUGAGAAAGCUGGAGACCCUGGGGGACGAUGAUGUACUGCGGUACCUCCUGCAGCUUGUGCAGGCUGUGAAGUUUGAACCAUAUCACGACAGCGCCCUGGCUCGGUUCUUACUGAAACGUGCUCUGAGAAGCAAAAGAAUUGGUCACUUUUUAUUCUGGUUUCUGAGAAGCGAGAUUGCUCAGUCCAUGCACUAUCAGCAGAGGUAUGCUGUCAUUCUGGAGGCCUACUUGCGUGGCUGUGGAGAAGCCAUGCUGCAGGACUUCAGGAAGCAAGUGGAAAUCACAGAGGCCCUUCAGAAAGUCACCAGGGAAAUAAAAACUAUGUCAGCCGACAAAUACGAUGUUUCAGUACAAGUUGUCUUUCAGCUGCGACAGAAGCUCGAAAACUUGCAGUCGUCAGGUCUUCCGGGGAGCUUCAGAGUUCCCUACGACCCCGGACUGAGAGCUGGAGCGCUCGUGGUAACUGGGCCUCGCCUUUCCCCACUCCUCUUCUCUGUAGCUGCAGUGGCUCGCUGCGCAGUUCCGCCUAACCCCUGCCUCUUUCAGGUGGAGCAGUGCAAGGUCAUGGCUUCAAAGAAGAAGCCUCUGUGGCUGCAGUUCAAGCGCGCCGACCCUACCACCUUGUCCAGUGACACCAUUGGGAUAAUCUUUAAAGACGGGGAUGACCUACGACAGGACAUGCUUAUUUUACAGAUUCUUCUGAUAAUGGAGUCUAUAUGGGAAACAGAAUCUCUGGACCUGUCUUUGCUACCAUAUGGCUGCAUUUCUACUGGAAAUAAGAUAGGGAUGAUUGAAAUAGUGAAAGAUGCCACAACCAUUGCUAAUAUUCAGCAGAGUACAGUUGGCAACACUGGAGCAUUUAAAGAUGAAAUUCUGAACCAGUGGCUGCGAGAAAGAUGUCUGAAUGAAGACAAGUUUCAGCUGGCUGUGGAGAGGUUUGUUUACUCCUGUGCUGGCUAUUGUGUUGCAACCUACGUUUUGGGGAUCGGAGACAGGCAUAAUGACAACAUUAUGAUUACAGAAUCGGGUAACCUUUUCCAUAUAGAUUUUGGACACAUUCUUGGAAAUUACAAGAGUUUCCUUGGGAUUAGCAAGGAAAGGGUUCCGUUUGUGUUAACACCAGAUUUUCUUUAUGUCAUGGGCACUUUUGGAAAGAAGACUAGUCCUCACUUCCAGAAAUUCCAGGACGUUUGUGUAAAAGCGUACCUAGCCCUUCGGCAUCACACAAAUCUCCUGAUCAUCUUGUUCUCCAUGAUGCUGAUGACCGGAAUGCCACAGCUGACCAGUAAAGAGGAUAUUGAGUACAUCCGGGAGGCACUCACCGUGGGCAAGACGGAGGAGGAGGCACAGAAGCACUUUCUGGACCAGAUCGAAAUCUGCCGGGACAAAGGCUGGACUGUGCAGUUUAACUGGUUUCUGCAUCUUGUCCUUGGAAUCAAGCAAGGCGUGGAGAAACGCUCAGCUUAGGGUGUUUUGCCGUGGUGCCUAUGCACAGCUCUGUGAGUUCCCUGGGUGUAGAGUUAAAUCUAAUACUGAAGGGAAAACGUCACCUUUCAAACCUAACAAAAUCCAGUUACCUUCUAUACUGCCUUACUUUUAAAGAUUGUAUCGCUCUUUCAAAAAUCUGAAACAGCAACUCUGCUGCUUGAAAGAGGCCUCUUCUGUUGAGAAAUAUAGCAUUUGAAAUCUUGUCAAAGCUUAAGCUUUUGCUUCAUUGGCAAAGCAGCAAUAGAAUUCAGCACAGUGUUAAUAUUACAUCUGGCCUGUGUUAGAUACAGACUGUACUGUAUUUAGCUUAAAUUAUGCCAGAGGACAAUAUGAAACAUCAAGAAUUUAGUUUUUAAAGAGGUUCUGGAUAAGGCUAUAUCUUCCUUAUAAAAAUAAGUAAAAGUUUUUUUUGCAGAAAUGGAGAGAAACCAAAAUGUCAUGUUCAUGUGUCUUUUCGUGCAAAGUUGUAUUUAUAUUGCAUAUGUAAAGUAUUUUGAAUAUAGAUUGAAAUAGUGCCAACAUUUUUUUAAGGAUAGACCGAGCUUUUGUUUCUCAGUGCACUUAAAAAUAUUAUUCCCACUGGGGAAUUGUAAUACACCAGAAAGUGAUUAUAUUGUUGGUUGCUUUGUACUUCGAGACAGCAUUAGGUUAUACACGGUGCAAAGACAAGUGUGCAUUUUAAGUGAUAUCAGUGGUAUGGAUAUUUCAGGGGGCACAGUACACUGGGUGAGAGCCCUUUCCACAUGGUUAUGAUUUUACACUGGACUGGAAAAAGACCCUAGAGGGACAGCUGCUACCCUCAUUUCAGGGUAGCAGUUUGCAGUGCCAUUAAAAAACGAUGACAGGCAACAGUUGUGCACUUACACAAGGGCACUGUGCACAAAGAAUGUGGACCAUGCACAUCCAUCCAUUGUCAGGAAGCUUCGAAUCAGGACCCUAGAGAUGUGUGGCAGUGGUGCUAACCACCAUGCCUAUUUCUAAGUUUAAAUUAUGCGUUACCUUUCACAUUUGCACAAAACUUUCAUGCAGCAAACAUGAAUUCAGAUUCAAAACAAUUACCAAUUAGAAUGGCAGAAGGAAUAUUAAAAUGAAUAAACCUGAAAAGCUUAUACAUUUUAUAAUAACAGAAUAAAGACAAACUAGCAUACUUUAUGCUAACAAAGUCACAUUAUAGAAUUCUUGUUUUUGAAAAGGAUAAAUAAUUUGCAUGCUGAAAUAAGCCACAAAACCAUUUGCCUGUUAUUAUGUGUAGUGUUGAAAAAAUUAGUAAAUGGCACAAUUGUGCAUGCCAUGAGUAUAGCUCUGCCUUACAGGACUGGAUUAAGGUAAAAGUUAACCGCCAUCCACCACUCACAAACCAGAUACGUACAGCCUGGGCUCCUGUGGGCAGAAGCAAGAAGCUAAAUGCAAACAUCAGGUAUGAUUUUCAUGAUAUACAUCUGAUGUGUGUUUGAAGCUUUAGUUUAAAUAAAGGAUUAAUUUCCAGAACAUGGAUAAGAUUUGACAGGGUUAUCAGUUUCUUGGGAGUAUGUUCUCAUUUUUUUUAAAUUGGAGUAAAUACUCAGGGUCCUGUCCUAGUUUUUGUGGACCAGGUAUAGUACGCUUUUGUGUCUGAGCCUCGGGAUUUCAGCUUCAGUAAUAAUGGAUGCCAAGGCUGAAGCAAAGAGCCACUAAUUUAAACUGCGUCACUGCACCUUUGUGCUUCGAACUUCCGAUCUCAUGAGAAGAACUGGAUCUAAUCAAUCUCAUCUUUUUUCUGUUGUUUAAGAAUAAAAGCAAGGAAAUGAAACUGUC